AUGAUGAAGAACGUACGCAACUGGCAAAUGGAUCUCGAUACCAGGUCUAUUCCAGCAACAUGGAUGAGAGCUGGUACCUCCAAGGGGCUUUUUCUCCGUGGCGAGCAUCUGCCUAGGUCUACCAAGGACUGGGAACCGAUCUUGCUUGCAAUGAUGGGAUCCAGUAACGGAGAUCCAAGACAGCUAGAUGGCGUUGGUGGAGGAACAUCUACAACAUCCAAAAUUGCCGUAAUCACACGCUCCGAAAGACCGGGAAUUGACCUGGACUACACAUUUGUUCAAGUCGAUUUCGCCAGAGGCAGGGUGGAUAUGUCAGGGAAUUGCGGCAACAUGGCUUCGGGGACAGGACUCUUCGCAUUGUAUCAGGGGCUUGUGAGACCCGAACCUCACCAAAACGAACUUGCCGUUAGCGUAUUCGCUGUCAACACAGGCCAGACCCUCAUGGUAUCGGUGAACUUGAGCGAAGUUUGCCACGGGCCCAGCAACCAGUCUCAGAUCAACUACGGUCGUGGCCCAAGAGUAUAUCCUGUAAAGGUUUCCUUCCUAGCACCAGGAGGAACAAUGACUGGAAAGCUCCUGCCAACGGAUGAAGUGCAGACGACUCUGGCUUUUCAGUGCCCCGAAACUGGUCUGACUCGCGCUGUCAAGACCACCUUGAUAGACUGCGCCAACCCGUUUGUGCUGGUCGACUCGCGGUCCUUGCCUGCCGAGUAUCACCUUGACGGUCCAACAGGCAAGACGGCCAAGGAAUUGAUUGAGACAAUUCGCCGUGCCGCCAUGGUUCGGAUGGGGCUUCAUACCCCCACUGACAACAAGGCCAGUCGUAUUCCUCGAGGUACUCCCAAGAUUGUGGUAUUGGCUACACCCAGUGGAUCAACACAAAUUUCAGACGCACUGGGACCGAUGGCCGACGUGAAGGUAGCGGCAUAUAGCAUGGGAAAUCUUCAUCCUACCCUUCAACUGACUGGCGCGAUUUGUUUGGGAGCUGCCUUGAGUAUUCCUGGGACGGUCGCGUCGGAAAUCCUGAUGACAGGCGAGGCCACCUACCCAUCCCCUUCGAGCGAGUCUGGGAGCGAUUUUCCCGCGCCUCAAUUUAGCGAAACAAAAAGGUGGUGUAUACAACAUCCGACUGGGUUUAUCGAGUCCGAGAUCACCGCAUGUCACUCUGAGAAAGGCACGCCGGUCAUUGAACAGGGAAGCGUGUAUUGCACAGCGAGGAAACUAUUUGAAGGCACUGUAUUUUACUAG
This is a messenger RNA of Penicillium cataractarum, 1248 nucleotides long. RefSeq lists its product as uncharacterized. The record is from RefSeq and is a predicted model, not a curated record. The transcript has 2 exons. Bases 1 to 1248 code for a protein of 415 amino acids. Lineage: Eukaryota; Fungi; Ascomycota; Eurotiomycetes; Eurotiales; Aspergillaceae.